AUGGGUGACUGGAACCUGCUGGGGAGGCUUCUGGAGAGUGCUCAGCAGCACUCCACGGUGGUGGGGAAGGUCUGGCUCACUGUCCUGUUCAUUUUCCGUAUCCUUGUCUUGGGGGCAGCUGCCGAGAAAGUCUGGGGGGACGAACAGUCGGGCUUCUCCUGUGACACCAAGCAGCCAGGCUGCCAGAACGUCUGUUAUGACGAAACCUUCCCCAUCUCCCACAUCCGCUUCUGGGUGCUGCAGAUCAUCUUCGUCUCCACCCCCAGCCUCGUCUACCUGGGCCACACCCUGCAUCUGGUGCGCAUGGCGGAGAAGGAGCAGCAGCGAGAGGAGACUUGGGGGGCCCAGCAGGAACCCCUGGUGCAGCAUAAACCUUCCAUCAAAGAUGUUCAUGGCAAAAUCCGCCUGCGGGGGGCCAUUCUGAGGACGUAUAUUUGCAACAUUGUCUUUAAGAUGCUCUUUGAGGUGAGCUUCAUUGUGGGCCAGUACGCACUGUAUGGGUUCGAACUAAAGCCCCUCUACACGUGCAACCGCUGGCCCUGCCCCAACACGGUCAACUGCUAUAUAGCCCGGCCCACCGAGAAGACCAUCUUUAUCCUCUUCAUGACGGGGGUGGCCUGCCUGUCUCUGCUCCUCAACCUGAUAGAAAUGUACCACCUGGGCUUCACCAAGUGCAGGCAGAGGCUGGCAGCCAACCGCUGUCGGGCACCCAACCCCAAGGCCAGCUCCAACGCUCCCAGAGAAACAAGCAGCCACCACAUUCCCCACUGUCCUGCACCCUACAGCCUUCCCCAUGCCGCUGACCCCAACCUUCCAUUGCAGCCUUACGCCAGCCAAGCUGCUCCCUCAGCGGGCGGGGACAGCCGUGCAGCACGGAGCAGCCGCGAGACAGGCACCCAGGGUCCGGUCAUGGAAGAACUGUUGCAGCAGGGCAGCAGGUCCAGUAAAUCCAGCACUAAGCUGAGACCCAGUGACUUGGCUGUUUAAGGAGGCGGCCCAUCCCUGCACUGAGAGCCUGUUGCACUGGCCCAGGGCUGACAGGCAGGGGAAGGGGGCUCUUGUACCAGACAAGCACCAUUACCACGAGGCUGCAUCACAGGGCGCACAGCUUGGCUUAGGAGCCUGUUGUGUUUCCAUGGAUACCACCAUGGAAAUACUGGGCCCAUAAUACAGACACCAGUGUCCAGGAGCCUGAACUCUGGGCCAGACGUGCACAGCUCAAGCCCUCUCCCUUCAGUGGCGCUGCAGCAGCCUUGUGGCUGUCGGGGGCAGGAGGCAGGGAGCGGGCCGGGAGCCGAUGGGGGUAAAUGCUCUAUACUUGAUAGGACGCAGGCAGGGCCUGUAGCUUUUCCUUCCCCAUGUGACAAGGCCUCCGGGCUGCAUUGGACCUGGGCAGCCCCACUGGCGUUUCCCCUUUUCUGGAUCGAGAGCUGCCCCCGCCCUCCCCGCAGCCUGACCUCCGCUCCUGGGCAGUAACAUUGCUCAAGAAGGCCCCAGCAGAGACUCCUAGUAGGUGGCUCCUCAGGGCCAAGAGACCCUCCCAGGCCCCAGCAAGGAGAAUGGGACUGGACAUAGCGUCUGCCACGCACCUGGGGCCAGCUGGGUGUUCCACAGCUUUGCAGGCUGCUGCUGUAACAGCCUGUCAGGGAAGAUGGUGCUGCUCCGAGCAGGAAGGCCUAGGCCCCGCUGCUGCUGCCUCCUAGCCCCAGGGCUCCCUCCCCAGCCGGGGCGACUCUCAAGCCAUCUCUACCUCCGAGGGCAACGCAUGUGGGGAAGCAAAGACUGCAGCUGUGAUGUUCAGGUGAUGAUGAGGUUUCAGCAGCAGCUACAGCUGUUGGGCAAGGCAGCACUGGACCCCCGUAUUUGGGCACCCCCUGUUGUGAUGUGACUGAAUUCUCUCUCUUGUGAAAAGGGGAGGGACCACCACUGCAGCUGGAACUAGGGCUAGCCCAGGAAGCUUCUUCCAAGGCUGACAGCAGCUGGCGAGACGGCGCCUGCAGGGCCCACCAUUCAUUUCAGCCCCCCAGCGCUAGAUCACGUUCAUCUCAUUGCAGGGAGGCUCCGUGAACCUGGACCUAGGGCUGCUUGGCUGUCUCCUGUCCACACUCUCCUCUGGUCCCACGCAGGACUGGUCAGAUUGCCAGAGAGAGAAUUGUAGCCUCUGGAGAAGGCUGUGUUGCACACAGGGUGCCCCUCAUGCCCUCAAGGGCACAGCCCAGCCACUCCCUGCUUAGCUCAUAGGAGAUGGAGGCAGGAAGGCCAUGGCCCUCCCUUCCCCCAUGCAGGCCAGGCCUGCUCCUAUGACAGUUCAUAGCUUCUAAUGCCAGAAGUGACAGGCCACCAUGGGGUGGGUUUAGGCCCCAGCUCAGGCAGAGCUGGCACGCCGACCCAUGCUGGGAAUUACAGCUCCCAGCUGCUGGAUAGGGUGCCCUGGCAGGUGAGCUGCCAGACCUGGUCCUACAUCCGUCACAGACCCUGGCAUGGAUGGCGGGGGCAAGGUGGCAGGGAUCAAGCAUAACUCCCUGAUGAC
Chrysemys picta bellii (western painted turtle) is the source of this 2530-nucleotide messenger RNA. RefSeq names its product gap junction alpha-3 protein-like. Gene Ontology annotation, cellular component: connexin complex. The record is from RefSeq and is a predicted model, not a curated record. Gene Ontology annotation, molecular function: gap junction channel activity. Gene Ontology annotation, biological process: cell-cell signaling. NCBI's taxonomy places the organism in Eukaryota, Metazoa, Chordata, Testudines, Emydidae.